Molecule: messenger RNA, 895 nt
Organism: Hippocampus zosterae (dwarf seahorse)
Lineage: Eukaryota; Metazoa; Chordata; Actinopteri; Syngnathiformes; Syngnathidae
Gene: cdab
Product: cytidine deaminase b
Exons: 4
Coding region: 95-592 (165 amino acids)
Cellular component (GO): cytosol
Molecular function (GO): zinc ion binding; cytidine deaminase activity
Source: RefSeq, a predicted model, not a curated record
CACGUGCCACUGUUUCAUUGACAUUUAAAACCUGGCCUGUGCCACUGACCCAUGAGAAGACAACCUUGCUAGCACCGACACAGGAAGGUGGAGAAUGGACCAAGUCAAAUACACGGGAGAGCUGAUGGACACCGAGGGCACGGGCUCGAGACGUUUGACCAAGGAAACGGUGAAAAAGCUGAUCCACUGCUCUCAGGAGGCAAAGAAGCAUGCGUACUGCCCUUACAGCAAAUUCAGAGUGGGAGCAGCUCUCUUGACUGUUGACAACUGCUUGUUUACAGGAUGCAACGUGGAGAACGCAUGUUACAACCUGGGAGUAUGUGCUGAGAGGAAUGCCAUUUCAAAAGCAGUGUCUGAAGGCUACACAGCAUUCAAGGCCAUCGCAAUUGCCAGUGACCUGAGUGACCAAUUCAUCUCUCCGUGCGGUGGCUGCAGGCAGUUCAUGAGAGAGUUCGGGUCCAGCUGGGAUGUUUACCUGUCAAAACCUGACGGGUCGUACACGAAGAUGAGCGUCAACCAGCUGCUGCCGGUCUCAUUCGGGCCCGAAGACCUGGACAUGAAAAAAGUACUGGACAUGUCCAAUGAGUACUGAAACCGCACGUUACUGUCACUUUCAACUGUUGGCAGGUUGGAAUUAUGCCGUAUUGGCCUGUCAACACGACACUGCAAUUGCUGGAUCGGUUCUUGUAUUUUAUUGUAGCUGAUGUAUAUAUGGUAAAAGGUAUGCUCUGUUAAUUGCUUAUCAGAAGUUGUUUCGCAGGUAAUGAUACUGGUUCAUUGAAUGUGAUAAUUAGUCUUGUAUUAAUAAGCACACUGAAUCAUGUAUAUUCCAAAAAACAUUUAUUAGUUGAAUGGGAAUAAAAUGAUACUUUCAUAAAUAAACUUUUCAAACAAA